AUGGAGGACUCUUCACUGAAGCGCAUGAGCUCCAUUCCUCGGCUGUCCAAGCUUCCCGUGCCUAGACCAACUUCUGGAAUCCCAAAGCCCACAUCUGCUCUACCAAGACCAACUUCAGUCAUCCGUGCCUCUCCUUCUAGGGAGAGUUUGGGUGGUGGUGAGCUAAGAAACCCAAAGCUUCGACCUUCCAUGUCAAGAGACCAGCUACGAACCAGCCAACCAGAUCUUCAACAGCGAGCUCAACGGCUACGACCUACAGCCUCAAGAGACCAACUCGUUGUCCCCAGAUCAAGACAAACCUCACUCAUCAACGGACCUCCAUCCCAUAUAUCACCAGCAAAGCCUCCUUCUCAACGAAUUACUUCUGCCGCGUAUCGACCGGUGGACCGAGAAGCCGACAUUAUCGAAGAGCGAUCUACCACACCUCCAUAUGAUCCCCCAGGUGGAGCUGUUGGAAUAUCCGAGGGAACCAUCUUUCCUCGUCAAUUGACUCUCACAAGAAGACCUUCAGAGUCCUUUGCAGUAUCUCCCCUGUACGAUCCACCCGACAACAUCUUCAACCCCCAAAUAAGACCACGAACCGCUUCGACCGAUGAAGAUGAUAGAUCAGAUACACUCAGUGCGAGUUCUCGCAGGUCAAGACCUUCUCUAUCGCAGAGGACCAUGGAAACACUUGCCAAUACUUCCCCUGCCUUGAGGAAGACGUCAAAUUUCUUUGAUCCAAACAUGACAGGACCACGAUCAAGAGCGGAUAGUGGCGCCUCUCGACCUGGUUCUAGUUAUGCUUCAGAUGGAUCCCUGAGACUGAGCCGUCCAGGUUCUAGCUCCGGCCAAUCCGAUCAUGGCUUCCCGAACCUUAGAGCUUCAACAAACAGCUUUAAGGCGCCGUUGGAGCCCAUUGAUGGCACGCCUCGAAAACGGUCGGGUACUGUGAUAAGAACCACGCCCAAUUCUCGAGCCGGAGCAUCCAAGCCACCACCGUUUGCCGAUGCGAGAAGUCCAAGCCCUGGCAAGACGGCUAUGCCUACUCCAAUGUCAGGCUCCAAGUCUCUGGCUAUCCGUCCGGGAAGCGCAAAGACUCCUGCCAAGGGCAUGUUCAAGAAGCCAUCUCUUCCCGCUCUUAACAAAGCCUCUUUGCAUGCGAAUUCUACCCGACGCGGAUCUGUAAACUCGGCCUCGACCGCUUCUUGGGACGGUACGAUUCCUUCCAGCGCGACCUCGUUAGCAGGUGAAUCAGCUGAGCCUGGGUCACCUCCCUCAGCCCGCAAGUCCUCAGCUGCUCUUCGUGAGCAAAUCGCCAAGGCCAAGGCAGCCAAACGAGCGCAAAUGAAACAAGCAGCUGAGCUCGCACAAACACAAGAGGGUGAAGAGGCACCCAUAGUUCCUCACGAUACAGGGUUCGACUUUGGUGUCAACAAUAACGAUCCAUUCAAUCUGCGCCAGGGAGAAGACCCCAAGAAAAAGGUCCUUCAGAACCGGGUUAGUGCUGCGAGGACGAGCGGACGGCUUAACAUCGCUGCUCUACACUUGAAGGAAAUUCCUAUUGAGGUCCUCAAGAUGUACGACCUGGAGAGCAUUGGCACCUUUGACGGAAGCUGGGCAGAAAGCGUGGAUUUGACACGCUUGGUCGCUGCGGAUAACGAGCUUGAGGAAUUGGACGACUUUGUCUUUCCCGACAGCGAGCCCUCGUCUUUUGACGAAGCUCAGGCUAGUCAGGGCAACAUCUUUGCCGGAUUGGAAACUCUGGAUAUGCACGGCAAUCUUCUUGUCAAUGUCCCUCUGGGUAUGCGCCGGCUGACUUGCCUGACUUCUUUAAACUUGUCUUCGAACCGUCUCACGAACAACAGUCUUGACACGAUUUCGCAAGUCACCUCUCUACGCGAUUUGAGACUCGCCAACAACCUUUUCUACGGUCCCCUGAACCCUGUACUGGCAGGUCUCAGUGAGUUGGAGAUUCUCGACAUACAUGGUAACAACAUCUCGGCACUCCCUCCCAAGAUCGAGAACAUGUCGCGUCUCCGUAUUCUGAACCUUAGCGAAAACAGCUUUGAGUCGCUGCCCUUUGACAGCCUUGCCACCCUUUCCAUCACAGAGUUGAAUGUGAGGAAGAACAAGCUAAAGGGCACUCUGAUUGAGGAGCCUAUCGGAUGUCUACCUCAGUUGCAUACUCUGGAUGCUUCCGCGAACCAGCUCGAACGAUUGGUCCCGUUGGGUGCCGCCAUUGACUUGCCGGUUCUGCACUCCCUGUCACUAUCAGUAAAUAGGCUGCAGGGACUUCCUGACAUGACAACCUGGGUUAACCUGUUGACGCUUUCUGUGGAAGAGAACAGCAUCUCAGGAAUCCCCAACAGCUUCAUGGGCCUCGAGAAGCUUCGUCACGCCGAUUUCUCAAGCAACGACAUCAGGGUGAUUCCUCCCGAGGUCUCUCGAAUGGACAACCUGACCAUGAUUCGACUCAGCGGAAACCCUCUCCGUGACAAGAAGUUUCUGUCCAUCACCACCGAAGAGCUCAAGGAUGUUCUAGCAAACCGCCUGGAGCCCCCGCCUCCCUACCAGGAGCCCGCCGGUCAAGUUGGAGUCUUGGAUGUUCUAAAGGAUGCCAAGGAUUCGGACGCAAAACCCGCAUACGAUGAGGAAGAUUACCAGUCAAACGAUAGCUUUGCUACACCUCCUACAAGCCCAAACCGAUCUCGCUCGCACACAGUAUCAAGCCGUCGUUCCAGGUCGCAUACUCUGUCCAACCAGUCUUGGCCUGUCAAGCCUGGUGGUAUCUUGGAUAGAUCCCAAACUGAGUCUUCUUCGCUUCACCCUGUCGUUUGCGCCAAGGUGGCUGCUGAAAACCGUGUUCGCCAAAUCUUCCUCCAGAAUAAUCUCUUUGCUACCCUGCCAAACUCGCUUAGCUUCUUUUCUGAGACAUUGACGGCUUUGUCUCUGUCGCACAACCAGCUGGUCGGCGAGUCAUACCUGACUGAGGAGCUAGAGCUGUUGGCCUUGAGAGAGAUCAACCUGGCAUCAAACCACAUUACCAAUCUUCGAGCGCUUACUCAGUUCCUCCACGCACCUAGCCUGGAGAAGAUUGAUGUCACGAUGAACCGUAUCAACGCUCUCCCAACAGACCUCAAAGAGGCUUUCCCCAACCUCAACGUCUUGUUGGCAAGCAACAACCACAUUGCCAAUCUUGAGCCUGAGAUGAUCAAGGGCAUCACCACAGUGGAUGUAAGCAACAACGACAUUUCGCAUCUUAACCCACGCAUUGGCCUUCUCGGAGGUCCCGGUGGACUUCAGAGAUUCGAAGUGACGGGUAACAGAUUUAGGGUUCCUCGAUGGAACGUGCUUGAGCGAGGCACUGAUGCUACACUGCGAUGGCUGCGUGGACGUGUGCCUGUUGCGGAGAUGGGUGCUUGGCAAGGAGAAGAGAAUGAGCCUGAUGUGGAUUAA
This is a messenger RNA of Fusarium pseudograminearum CS3096, 3438 nucleotides long. RefSeq lists its product as uncharacterized. The record is from RefSeq and is a predicted model, not a curated record. Gene Ontology annotation, cellular component: plasma membrane. The coding region runs from base 1 to 3438 and encodes 1145 amino acids. The transcript is spliced from 2 exons. Gene Ontology annotation, molecular function: protein binding. NCBI's taxonomy places the organism in Eukaryota, Fungi, Ascomycota, Sordariomycetes, Hypocreales, Nectriaceae.